Messenger RNA from Melampsora larici-populina 98AG31, 159 nucleotides. RefSeq lists its product as uncharacterized. The coding region runs from base 1 to 159 and encodes 52 amino acids. NCBI's taxonomy places the organism in Eukaryota, Fungi, Basidiomycota, Pucciniomycetes, Pucciniales, Melampsoraceae. The record is from RefSeq and is a predicted model, not a curated record. The transcript has a single exon.
AUGAAUAAAAAAAACGAUAUUUUGGAAAAGAAAAAGUUUGGAAUACAAUACACAUACAGUCUAUCUGAUCAAAAAAAGAAAUAUAGAAACAGACCAAAACAUAUCGCAAUCCAUGACCAUCAAAUCAAAUUAACCAAAACUAAGGUCAACUUGGAUUGA